This is a messenger RNA of Volvox carteri f. nagariensis, 1131 nucleotides long. RefSeq lists its product as uncharacterized. Gene Ontology annotation, cellular component: mitochondrial inner membrane. NCBI's taxonomy places the organism in Eukaryota, Viridiplantae, Chlorophyta, Chlorophyceae, Chlamydomonadales, Volvocaceae. The transcript has 8 exons. The coding region runs from base 1 to 1131 and encodes 376 amino acids. Gene Ontology annotation, biological process: protein insertion into mitochondrial inner membrane from matrix; mitochondrial respiratory chain complex IV assembly. The record is from RefSeq and is a predicted model, not a curated record. Gene Ontology annotation, molecular function: membrane insertase activity.
AUGAUUUGCGUGGUGUACCUAGCCCAAGCGUGUGCAAUUGUACUUGUGGUUGUUCCGGAGGGCCCAGGCGGCAUGGACCUGACGCCGCCGCCCGAGUUCUUCCCCCUUCCGGAGAGCAGCGCAGCAGAGGUGGCGACCGCCAUCCAUCAGGCGUGUGACGCGCUCGAGCGAGCCUCGCUCCUGGGCGCGAAGGCAGACGCAUUCUUCGCGGCGUCCUGGUGCAUCAGCGGCUUGCAGGCGGUGCACGAAAUGCUCGACACGCCCUGGUGGGUAUCCAUUAUGUUAUUCAACAUCAGUUUGCGACUGUGUACAUUUCCCUUGAUGGUAUUGGCGCAACGAGGGUCGGCGAAAAUGAUGGAGUUUAACUACGCGUUGCUUCAUGCCAAGAAGCUUCAGGAGGCGGCCAUGAAGGCGACCAACCGCGCAGAACACGACCGGCUGUUCAACGCCUUCCGCACCGAGUACACGGCCCAGGUGUCCAAGCACGGAGACCCGGUGAAGACGGCCCUCAUGGUGCCCGGAGUCAUGAUCUUCAACGGCUUCGUCUUCCUGUCCAUAUUCAACGGCAUCAGCAAGCUCAUGGCCGCCAAGGUAUUACGGCGGUGUGCGGUGCCCUCCCUCACCACCGGCGGCGCCCUGUGGUUCAGCGACCUCACGCAACCCGACCCCUUCUUCGGACUGCCCAUCAUGUGUACUCUGGUGACGCUGGCGAUGGUCGAGUACGGCAUCAACCUGGCGGGCGAUGCGGGCCCUAUGCCAUCUGAGCGACAGCAAGCCACAAAGACAAUGAAGUGGGUCUUCCGGGUCUUGGCCUUCAUGUUCAUACCCGCCGGGAAUUACGUGGCGGCCGGUACGGCACUGCUCUGGGUGUCCAACACCGCGUUCGGAGUGGUGCAGGGGAUGCUCUUGCGAAAUGAUGGAGUACGGCAGCGAAUGGGGCUGCCCAGCAUGCAGGAACUUAGGGAAAUGAACGCACGGGUGCUGGAGGCCAACUCGGCAAACGCGCCCAAGCCGUCCGAGGCUCCCCCCUCGAUCUUCUCCGCCACCAAGCCCUCCCUGGACACCGCACCCGCCGUCAACGUCCCGCUCAUGUCCCGCCCGCCGGGGUCCAAGGGGACCAAGGGGCCGUAG